This is a messenger RNA of Candidula unifasciata, 637 nucleotides long. Lineage: Eukaryota; Metazoa; Mollusca; Gastropoda; Stylommatophora; Geomitridae. The record is from the annotation of a GenBank genome assembly.
AUGACAGACAAGAUAACUGAUUUAGUUCGAGGCACACCUUUGACCCUGUACAACAGAUUUGCAGAAUUAAUGCUAGUUGUUGGAGUGGAUGAAAACACUGGGCUGGUGUCUUCCCGGAAAGAGACAGAUAGCGAUGAGGAUGGUGAAGAUUCUUUAAGCCAUCUGUUUAAUGAUGAAUAUGAAGCACAAGUGCUUGUGGCUAUUUCUGCUUCGAAAGCUCUGGUGUUUCAGCCACAGAUAAUGGAAGAUCUAACAUAUCCACCUACGGCUGAAUCCCUGGCUAACAUGAGCAACUUUCAUACUGUGAAGUCAAGGUCCGAGAAGCCUACACCUGGUAAACACAUCUGGAAUGCCCUGGGCCAGCAUUCAGUGUCCAUCAGUCCUGCGGUUGUCAGACAGCACCUCACCCAGAACGAACACUCAUCACCAUCAUCACCAAAUGUCCAUGAUUUGCCUCUAUCGAAAGAUGCUAUUGAGACAAUAUCAACCUUCUGUUUUCCCGACAAUGCUCACAUUUAUGCGGACAAGCCGGACAACAGCAUUCAUUUUCUGGUUCUGACUGAUGUGUAUCACAGCAAGACCUACGCUUCCUGCCUGACUUUCUACAAGCCAUAUUGGCUGGCAAAGGUACAUAAAU